GACAAAGCUUCUGACAAUUUGGCGGUGGUUCUGUAGUCCAAAGAAUCCAGAGAGAAUUAAAGUCUAGACUCAGUCAUUUUUCAGGCUUGGGGAAUAAAUAACAGAUCAGAUAUAUCUAUUGUGGUUCAGAGGUAAUGCUGAAUUAAGGAAGCUCUUACUAGUUUAUGUAUUGGGAAGAAGCCUGUAAUAACAGCAGCAUAGGAGCAGCAACGGCAGCACCAAGAAACCGGAAAAGGGGUAUUUUAAUAGCUAUAGAUAAAAGGUUCUUCUGUUUGAUUCUUUUCUAAGUUAAAGAGCAGUUAAUGUAAACAGAAAUCCACAAAAGAAAAAAUCCAGUAUAGAUGUAUUUCAGUAAUAUAGUAAGCACAGAGACAUUCAGUAAUUUUAUAUACAGCUGAAAAAGAAGGGAUUGAUUUAUUAAAAGAAAAAAAAUAGCUGCAAGGGUACAUUUAACAAAAUUGCUUGGCUGAAUGAUUUCUGUACCUGUUCUCCUUUCCUGGGGCUGGAGAGUAAGGAGGCAUGGACAAUGUCUCAGAGGAAAUGACAAGAAAGACUGAAGCUUGGUGAGACCAUAUACUGAGUGUUUUCUGCUGUCCUCUUCAUGCAGUGCUGUGGGUUGGCACACCGGCGGCGAGUACGGGUUUCGUAUGGUUCGGCAGACUCCUACACUAGCCGUCCAUCUGAUUCAGAUGUAUCUCUUGAGGAAGACAGAGAGGCAGUGCGAAGAGAGGCAGAGCGACAGGCCCAGACACAGCUGGAAAAAGCAAAGACAAAACCCGUGGCAUUUGCAGUCCGAACAAAUGUUAGCUACAGUGCAGCCCAUGAUGACGACGUACCAGUCCCAGGCAUGGCCAUCUCAUUUGAAGCUAAAGAUUUCCUACAUGUUAAAGAAAAAUUUAACAAUGACUGGUGGAUAGGACGGUUGGUGAAAGAAGGCUGUGAAAUAGGUUUCAUACCAAGUCCAGUCAAAUUAGAAAACAUGAGGCUGCAGCAUGAACAAAAGGCUAAGCAAGGAAAAUUUUACUCCAGUAAAUCAGGAGGAAAUUCAUCAUCUAGCUUGGGUGACGUAGUACCUAGUUCCAGAAAGUCGACACCUCCGUCAUCUGCUAUAGACAUAGAUGCCAGUGGCUUAGAUGCAGAAGAAAUUGAUAUUCCAGCAAACCAUCGUUCCCCCAAACCCAGUGCAAACAGUGUAACAUCACCCCACUCCAAAGAGAAAAGAAUGCCCUUCUUUAAGAAGACAGAGCACAUCCCUCCGUAUGAUGUAGUGCCUUCGAUGCGGCCAGUAGUUUUAGUGGGGCCUUCCUUAAAGGGAUAUGAGGUGACAGAUAUGAUGCAGAAAGCAUUAUUUGAUUUUUUAAAACACAGAUUUGAAGGGCGUAUAUCAAUCACACGGGUCACAGCUGACAUCUCGCUUGCCAAACGCUCAGUAUUAAACAAUCCCAGCAAGCACGCGAUAAUAGAAAGAUCUAAUACAAGAUCAAGUUUAGCUGAAGUUCAGAGUGAAAUUGAACGAAUAUUUGAAUUAGCAAGGACUUUGCAGCUGGUAGUACUUGAUGCUGACACUAUUAAUCAUCCAGCCCAACUUAGUAAAACUUCUUUGGCUCCAAUUAUAGUAUAUGUAAAGAUUUCUUCUCCAAAGGUUUUACAGAGGUUAAUAAAAUCACGAGGCAAAUCUCAGGCUAAACACCUAAACGUUCAAAUGGUAGCAGCUGAUAAACUGGCUCAGUGCCCUCCAGAAAUGUUUGACGUAAUUCUGGAUGAGAACCAGCUUGAAGAUGCUUGUGAACACCUAGCUGACUAUUUGGAAGCAUAUUGGAAGGCCACACAUCCUCCCAGCAGUCAUUCCCCCAAUCAGCUCCUAACUCGCACCUUGGCAACUUCCACUCUUCCUGUCAACCCAGGCCCAGAUGCUAGCUUACAGGGCUCUCCAGAAGAUCAGAUGAAUGAACAACCAGCCCUUGAACGAACUGGUUCCCAAGAGGAAGAAGAAACACGGGCUGAGCCCUCCAGGAGAUCUCUACACCGUUCUUCCACUUCAGGUCAUCACCAUAACCAUCGUAGUGGCAUUAGUCGUGGCCUGUCUAGACAAGAAACUUUUGACUCAGAAACACAAGAUAGCAGAGAUUCAGCAUAUGUAGAGCCAAAGGAGGACUACUCACAUGAACGCUAUGAUUCUCAUAGAGAUCACAGUCAUAGGGACGAAUCUCAUGGGAGCGGUGAUCACAGACAUCGAGAAUCAAGGCAUCGCUCAAAGGAAAGGGACCGAGAGCAGGAUCACAAUGAAGGCAACAAGCAGCGUAGCCGUCAUAAAUCAAGGGACCAGUAUUGCGACAGGGAUGGGGAAGUGAUAUCUAAAAAACGCAAUGAUGCCGCAGAAUGGAAGAGGGAUGUGUACAUCCACCAAUAACAUUUGCCUCUGGCGGUCUUGUGUUUCCUUGAAGUUGUGUAUGACAAAAGCCCCUUUAAAAAAAAAAUCUGGGUUUUUCAUUGCAAAUCACGUGGUAUCCUGUAUGCUGAUUUAUAUAGCUGUUGCUUCCACAGCAAUAGCAUGAAAUAUUCAUUCAGAAUAGUGCUGUAACACUUUGGCAUAGUACAACUGCAAAGUUCCUAAUGUUGUACUGUGCAUUUUUUUUCCAAAGCUGUUUUUGGUAGCUGCCACUUGAACAAUAUCUGUUGCCAUCAAGAUGUUGUUAGUGUUUUCAGACAAAAUACAAUUGAUGUUUAUAAACUUCCCAUGUUUUUUCAGCCAACCAAAAUCAGCACGUCCAAAACUGAAGCUCUUGUCUAUUCUGAAUUUUUAAAUUAUAGGCACUUAAUUUGCUUAUUGAUUUAAGAGCCACUUUCUGUUGCUUGUACCUCUAGUGGAUUACAUUUGGGGACAGAAUUCAGUCUUGCCUUACACACAGGGGAUCAUGAAGUCAAAAUCUCUUUUCUAUGUACUGGUACUGUGUACUGUAUAGAGUUUAUAAAUGUUAUUUCUGCAAACACCUUCUUUCAUAAGAUUGACCACACUGAUUUAGAGUCCUAAAUGCCAAGUCAGCAGAUUUGCUUUUGAAUUACUGGCAACUGGAACCAGCCUCAUUCAGGAAAUGUGUUAAUGGGGUUCACUCUAGGCACUGCUGUAGCAGAAAGCUUGUACCUUAGUCUAAGUAUGAAUGACUGCUUUAGAUAAAGGAUGGAUUGUCCUUGCCAUUUUUGCAUUUUCAAUCUAUGAAACAAUAAAUGGUUCUGUGCUGCACUUUAUACACUAACCAUAGUGGGCACACAGAUAUCUUUUCUUUGUCAACUUGCUAAAUCACAUUUGAAAUGGAAUGUAGAAGUGUGCCUAUGUAAAAUUACAACAGGAGUGACUGCUGAGUGUACACAAGACAGUCUGAGGGCCAAACCCCUUAUUAUGAAUUGAAGCUCAUUGUACAUUUAGGUACUCAGGCAAUAUGAUCUAUGCACAUGGGGAUGGCAAUAUUCAAGGAAAGCACUCAUGGAAGAUCACAGGGUUACUUACCUCCAUGUCAUUCUCAUAGAAGUAAUUUGCACAAUCUUCCAAGGAUGCCCCCAUCAAGUGUUGCACAACUCAUGUGCGGCAAUUCAUUUGAGUACCUUAAUGUACAAAUUAGCAGUAAUUCAUAAACACAUUGAUCAGAACUGAGAACAAAAAAAUUGUCUUUCUUCUGUCUUUAACUCUAAAGUCUAAGCUUCAGGCAAGCAACACGAGGAAGUUUGCAGCUAUAGGUAAUUUGGAAAGUGUUAAUCUGCUGGCUCUUCAUUGAGGAUGCAGGGAAGUUAAAAACACAGGCAAAUGUGACUGUGAGUGUUUCACUGGAAAUGUAAAAUCUUUUUGUGUUUUAGAGUAUUUGUUUUAGUAAGAAAAGUUUACACCGCUUGUGGAGAGUUAUUUUGUUGGAAAAUAAAUUUUUGUAGCUUC
Molecule: messenger RNA, 3925 nt
Organism: Heteronotia binoei (common prickly gecko)
Lineage: Eukaryota; Metazoa; Chordata; Lepidosauria; Squamata; Gekkonidae
Gene: CACNB2
Product: calcium voltage-gated channel auxiliary subunit beta 2
Exons: 13
Coding region: 602-2410 (602 amino acids)
Biological process (GO): chemical synaptic transmission; calcium ion transmembrane transport; regulation of voltage-gated calcium channel activity
Cellular component (GO): voltage-gated calcium channel complex
Molecular function (GO): high voltage-gated calcium channel activity; protein binding
Source: RefSeq, a predicted model, not a curated record